Cyanidioschyzon merolae strain 10D is the source of this 1224-nucleotide messenger RNA. RefSeq lists its product as hypothetical. Bases 1 to 1224 code for a protein of 407 amino acids. NCBI's taxonomy places the organism in Eukaryota, Rhodophyta, Bangiophyceae, Cyanidiales, Cyanidiaceae. The record is from RefSeq and is a predicted model, not a curated record. The transcript has a single exon.
AUGCCCGAACCAGGGAGUAACUCGCCAAGUGCGACACGAACGGGAGCACAUGCCACAGAGUACCUGCGUGGGGAAGGCAGCAUGCCGCGUGAUAGCCCGAAAGAUAAGGAGUUUGGCAUUGUAGACGCUGGGGGCUUGACAUCGCUGUCACUGAGCCCCUUUCUUCAAGGUCUCACUGGUGAAGACGCGCUCGUAGCGGUGCAUGGCGCAAGCUUAUGGGAGACAACCGCAACCGGCCGAACGAGGGACACACUCACGCAAGAUAUUACCAUCCGAAAAGAGACAUUGACCGAAGGCGAUAUGUCGCAUGCCCCCUAUGGCGAGCGUGCUGGAACCCAGAGGCGCGCUGCGUCACAAAAGCGCACGCAACCUGAACUGGAGGGUACUUUAGCGCCCGCGGCGAAAACACGUCACAGUCUAUCGCGAACGGGAUGCAUACGCUCCAGUCGCAGGGCAUCGCCGGGGUCGUCUGAGGCGGACUCUGACCCCCAAAACCAUGGCGAUAAAGUCAGGGAGAUUCAGCGCCGCAAGCGGCUGCGGGAGCGGGAGCGUCGUGAAUCGAUGCGCACAAAAUACAAUGCGUUGAUCGAGUUGCUUCGGCAAGGUCGCCGCAACCUCAUGUCGUGGGACCUCUACAGACGCCAGCGUAGCAAUCGAGCAGAUAUACAGGUCUCUGCUGGCAAGUCGCUUGAUGAGUCCGCAAUGCCGCACAGCUUUGUUAUUCCAAGCGACAAAGACGCAGUGCUCUCUGAAUGCAUGGGCCAGCUGAAUGCGUUUAACCGUCUUAUGGCCGGCAUCCGGGAGGAAUUCGAUACCCUGCAUCAUCAGCUGGAUGAAAUGCGGUCGGAAAAAGCAGAUCUACGGAAUGACAAGCUGUAUCUACGGGAGGAGGUGCAGAGACUGCGGGAUGAAGUUCGCCGGCUGCGCGAGGGUACGCUACAGAUGUUUCUGGCGUCACGCAAGGGCGAUAUGGUCGCAGACGGGACUCUGGAAGCGGCAUUGCGAAAUCGAAUUUUUGACUCGAACGAUGAGCAACUUGAUCUGCUGCUGGACCCGUCUACGAGCGUUCCGAUGGGCUCUGUACCGUCCGGCGCAACGCCACAGAUUCACCAGGAGCGCGAUAAAACGUCUGCUAUGCUUAGCAACGCGCGCGAGGGUUACUCGAGCUAUGGAAAAUGCCCUGAUAACAGUGCUGAUGAGCCGGAUUAUAGUACUUGUGCCUAG